This is a messenger RNA of Closterium sp. Yama58-4, 1083 nucleotides long. The record is from the annotation of a GenBank genome assembly. Lineage: Eukaryota; Viridiplantae; Streptophyta; Zygnematophyceae; Desmidiales; Closteriaceae.
AUGGCUACUUCCGAGGCUGUCUUAGCUCUGCUGAGAGCAUAUCGACCCAGGUUCACUUCCAAGCAAGAUAGCGUUGCGUUUGCGAUCCAUGCGACGUUCCUGGCGUCUGGAUUCAGGUGUCUCGCAGUCGGACCUGAAGCCGCUGAGGUUGCUGCAGGGUCGAAGGAUGUAGCUUCAAACGCGGAUGCUGGAAUUGAGGGCUGGAACACAGUUUCAGGUGUUUAUAAUUUCGCGUAUGCUCGCGAGAGCACAUUAGCUUCAGCAGAAGCAAGUGCAGAGAAGACUGGUACAGAAGAGAGAUUGGUGGUUCAGUGCUUAUCUGUUGCAGACGGCGAGCUUCUUAUGGUGGAUGCAACAGCGAUGGGUGGAGCAGGUUCAGGAGGGGCUUCAGCUUCUGUAUCUCAUCUUGAAAUCAGGGUCUCUGAAAACACGUCAGCAGACACCCUUCCGUCGUCAACGGACUACAGUAAAAUCUUUACUAAUCUUCCAGCACUGGUGUCAUCCAUAUCAUCAGCCAUCAUCGUGCCCUUUACUUCCAGCACCACCUCAGCGACUCCUGCUGGGAAUGCUGCUGCUGGUGCUGCUUCUGGUGCUGGUGCUGCGGCAUCACAACCCACUUCCACAGGCACAGCAGCACAGGAAUCGGGGAGGAGUUCUGGGAGAGAGGGAGAGCGAGCAGGAGGGGUAUAUUUUGACGAGCCUCAGCCUGGCUCGGUUGGUGGUUUGGGGGGAGGGGAAGGGAUUGUUUACCCUCCCAUUCCUGCAGGGCCACCGUACGAUGACUUGCAUCCAGGAGGAGGAGCGGGGAUCAUGCCUUCAAGACCUGGUUUCGGUGGAGGAAGCAUGCUUGUAGGGCCUCAUGAUCCGAGAUGGGGCCCAACGUUUCCAGGAGGAGUUGGAGGCGUGGGACCCUUGCCGCCGGGGAUGCCACCAGGAGCUCGCUUUGAUCCGUUUGGUCCUCCGGGCAUCCCGGGCUUCGAGCCCGGUAGAUUCGGGGAUGGCGGUCCAAGGCCUCGAGGUCCUCCAGGUGGAGGUGUUCAUCCCGACAUGCAACAUUUUCCGGGCUCAAAUGAUUUCCUCUAG